AUGAGCGCAGAUCAGAUUGCGGCGCAGAUUCAGAGCACCAAGGCUUUGCCUGUAUCGCCUUCAUGGCUCAAUGCAGUCCUGGGAUUAUCUGGACAGACGCAGCGCAAUAUUCCUACCGCAGCACUCACCAAGACAGCUUUGUUCCGCGUACUCGCGUCCGACUUCAGAGAGUCUCUGACGACCAAUUCUUCUUCACGAUUACCUAUUGAUAUCUAUGACCCGACUGUUCAAGAGCGACGUCUUGCGGGCCCGAUUCCCGUUCAAGUCCUCGACAUUGAAGACAUCGGCACGAGUCUGUGGAGCCAGGUAGAGGCAAUCGAGCGCGUCGAGCGCGGAGAAGCUAUUCGUGGACGCGAAAUCGUACGCACAGUGGCUGUUGGCGAAGAUCAGGAAGCCCAAGAAAAUAGCAGUGCCAACAACAAUGGCAACUCUGCAGCUCCGAACGCCUCGGGACAUAGUGGUUAUGGACCGCAUCGAUUGAUACUUCAAGAUGCGGUGGGCACCAAGGCAGUGGCGAUCGAAAUGCAGCGUGUUGAGGGAAUUUCUCUGGAAAAGCUCGCCAUUGGUGCUAAGUUUGUGCUUCGGGAUGCCCCCGUUGCCAGGGGAAUGAUUCUAUUGAAACCUGCGAGUGUCGAUUUGCUCGGUGGGAAGAUCGAAGCGCUCGAUAACCCGUGGAAGGAGGGUCGGAAGGCACGAUUACUGGAAAGAAUUACUGCAAUGCAGACCGAUUGA
Messenger RNA from Penicillium maclennaniae, 732 nucleotides. RefSeq names its product OB fold domain-containing protein. Gene Ontology annotation, biological process: resolution of meiotic recombination intermediates; double-strand break repair via homologous recombination. Lineage: Eukaryota; Fungi; Ascomycota; Eurotiomycetes; Eurotiales; Aspergillaceae. The record is from RefSeq and is a predicted model, not a curated record. Bases 1 to 732 code for a protein of 243 amino acids. Gene Ontology annotation, cellular component: RecQ family helicase-topoisomerase III complex; nuclear body. The transcript has a single exon.